AUGGUGCUCACUUCUGAAAACAGGGUCACGGAUUACUGGUGCUUCUUUGUUAAUAAUUAUAAUUAUUUGACCUUAUAGCUGUCGGCCCAUACAAAUUAAUUACGGAACAUUUGAAACAUGUUCAUGGUACAAAGCUAAUAAUCCAGGAAUAAACUUGAUUUAGGCGCGCAGCGUGUUUCUGUUUUCUGUUGUCAAACCUUGUUGCCAGCCGACAAACAUCAGCGAUAAGUGGGAGAUUCUUGAGAUGGAAAAAGCCCCCUUGCCUGGCGAUGAAAACAGGGCAGAGAUGACUGAGAGGCCAUCGAUGGCCCAGCUCCUUGAGGUGAACGGAGAUGUGAGUCUGACAGAAAAUGGAUCUGCGGACUCCUCUCGCGAUGCGUGGAGCAGUAAAAUACAGUACCUUUUAGCUCAAGUGGGAUUCAGUGUUGGGCUUGGGAACGUCUGGAGAUUCCCUUACCUCUGUCACCAGAAUGGAGGCGGGGCAUUUCUCCUCUUGUAUGUGCUGCUCUUGGUGCUGGUGGGAGUUCCUCUGUUUUUCCUGGAGUUGGCAGCCGGUCAGUGCACCCGUCAGGGCAGCAUCGGGGUCUGGAAGCUCAUGUCUCCCAAACUGGCAGGGAUAGGAUACUCCAGCUGUGUGGUGUGUUUCUUCGUUGCCCUGUACUACAAUGUCAUCAUCGGGUGGAGUCUCUUCUACCUGGGUAGCUCUUUCCAGUACCCCCUGCCCUGGGAACAGUGUCCUGAACCCAUUAACAAUAUUACUGUAAAGGAAUGUACCGACAGCUCUCCCACGACGUACUUCUGGUUCCGCAAGGCUCUGGACAUCACAGACUCCAUCGAUGAGUUUGGAGAAUUAAACAUCAUUAUAACCGUCUGUCUGCUGGCAGCCUGGACCAUUGUCUGCCUCGCCAUGAUCAAGGGGAUCAAGUCGUCUGGCAAGGUGAUGUACUUCUCCUCUCUCUUCCCCUACGUGGUGCUCCUGUGUUUCCUCAUCAGAGGGCUCCUGUUGGAUGGGGCGUCAGAAGGGAUCACCUACAUGUUCUACCCCAAGCUAAGCAUCUGGGGUGAGGUGCAGGUGUGGCGGCAGGCAGCCACCCAAGUGUUCUUCGCCCUUGGGCUGGGAUUUGGCUCUGUAAUUGCUUACUCCUCCUACAACCCCCCCAACAACAACUGCCAUCGUGAUGCCCUGAUGGUCUCCUUCAUCAACUUCUUCACCUCUGUCCUGGCCUCUCUCGUGGUGUUCGCUGUGCUGGGCUUCCGGGCAAAGAACUUUGCCAUGAAUUGCGUGACCAAAAAUUUGGCACUUCUGUCUGAGUUGCCUUCUCUGGAGCAGCAAUGGAUGCUUCAAUGGUUCAACAUUUCUGAUCCCAGUUCAGUUUCCCUGGAGGAGUACAGCGCAUGGUUUCAGCAUUCCGGGAGUAACCUCAAAGUACAAGGGGAGAACCUCACCGACUGCAGUCUGGAGGCGGAGAUGAGCAAGGGCGUGGAAGGGACAGGUUUGGCCUUCAUCGCCUUCACAGAGGCCAUGUCCCUGUUCCCUGCCAGUCCCUUCUGGUCGGCACUCUUCUUCCUAAUGCUACUCAACCUGGGCCUCAGCACCAUGUUCGGCACCAUGCAGGGCAUCCUCACACCACUCAUGGACAACUUUAAAACGUUCUCCCGCCACAAGACCCUGCUCACAGUGUGCAGCUGUGUGGUGGGAUUUGUGAUUGGGCUGCUAUUUACCCAGCGAUGUGGAAACUACUUUGUGACCAUGUUCGACGAUUACUCCGCCACUCUGCCACUCAUCAUCGUGGUCAUGUUUGAGACACUCAGCAUAUCCUGGGUGUAUGGGGCUGACCGUUUCUUAGAUGACAUUGAGAACAUGCUGAAGUGGCGGCCCCCGGUUCUGUAUAAAUACCUGUGGAAGUAUGUCUGCCUGUUUGCCAUGAUUGGACUUCUCGGGGCCAGUUUACUGCUUAUGUUUUUCAAGCGUCCCACUUACACUGCCUGGAACCAAGAUACGGCUUCAGAGAUGAGUCUGGAGUACCCUGGCUGGGCAUUAGCUUUGCUGGCAUGUCUUAUUAUUUUUGCCACUCUGCCAGUCCCAGUGGGCUAUGUUCAUUCUCUUCUGAAGGCCAGAAUGUGGCAAGGACCCGAGGGAGAGAGCGAGCGGGAUUUGAGAGAGCAGUACACAAAGUGCAGCUCUACUGAACCAGACUCCACCCCUGGACUCACACCAUUGGAUGAUGAUGACGGAGAAGAAGCGUCUUCCAGGAACUCUUUCCAACCACUGAAUGGAGAAAACUACCGGCUCCUCCCCCAAGAGGCAGAGGAGGGAGAAGACACCACUGGGAUCCUGUCCGCCCCCUGCUUCAAAGAAAGGACAACGUUGGCUCCACCCACAUUUUUCUUUCUGAUAGCCAAUCGGGGAGUUGGGACGCAGAAGGCGGAACUACACGUGGGGAGCGUGACCAAUAGCGACAUAGAAGUGGAACCACUGCGUUGGGGUCACGUGAUGUCAGGGAGUACUGUGACAAGAUGGGUGAUCUCAGACGACGGCAGCCACCUGAUUCGCAGAGAGGAAGUGGACGCAUCAUUUCCUAAAGGUGUGGAAUCCCAGAUGGUGCAAGUAAAAGACGAGAAUUGUGUCCGACCUGUCACUAACGUAUCAGCUUCAUCGUCACUGUCUACCAACAAAAGAAAUGCUAUGCCUGCUCAGCUGCCAGUGUCAUACCCGUGUGCUUACUGUGACAUCUGCUUCACGGCCUCGCACUACCUGGAGAAACAUGUCAAGCGAUCACACAGGAAGCAGUACUUAGAAAUGCUGCGGAGUCGAAACAUCACUUUCAGCAAAACUCCUGCCUCCACUUUGGCCACUUUAAAUAAAACCCCUACGACCACUUCAGCUGCAUUCGCCAGAGCCCCUGCCUCUACUUCAGCUACUUUCAACAAAACCCCGUCCACUGCCCCAGCUACUCUCAGCAAGGCUCCCACCUCCCCAUCGAGACCCUCUGGACCGUCCUUCUCACAAGCAGCCCCCCUCACCUCACCCAAGAACAUCCGCUCCCCUGCUAAGGUUGAAUGUGCUCCUACCCAUCAGUCAGAAGAGCAUCAAGCCUCUGCAGGUCCGACUGUAAGCGACACUCCCGUGACACCUGAGAGGACCUCUGACCCUUCUCCUUUGCCUCCUGCCCCUAACUCCAUGAAGCCUUCUGACUCAGCGCCAUCUUCUGGCCAGGUCCAGAUAGCAGGGAAGCCCAUUCCAAAGGAAGCUGCGAAGCAUGAGGUUCCCCAGUCUCUCUCUCCCUCUUCAGAGGCUGAGGAAGUGAAGAAAAGAGCCUCUUGUACUCAUUGCGGGGGGAGGAGAGGAGGGCGGACAGAGGGAGAGGGGGAGAAGGAAUGCGGCUGUGUGGAAGGCACACUCUUUCUUUGCAAUGAGUGUGGGCAGAGCUUUCCUUCUUUCUCCACCCUUAGCAUCCACCAGGACCAAGUACACUGGGGUAAAGGGCAGGGCAGAGGGGAGGAGGGAGAGACUCUGUACCUGUGCACUGAGUGUGGCCUCAGCUUCCCCUGCCUUGAGCUACUGGGCCAUCACCAAUCCCUCCACGACUCCCCAGGAGCCAAGGACCAGGAAGAGGGAACGGAAGAGGAGGAAAAAGACGAGGAUGACGACUCUCUGCCCUUCGCCUCCCAGCCGCACACCUGCCCGAACUGUCAGAAAACCUUCAAAACCGCACGCUACCUGAAAACCCACAUGAAGAUCCACAGUGGCCAGGUGCCUUACCACUGUGACCAGUGCGACAAGCCCUUCACCCAGCUGGGCGACCUGAAGACGCAUCGCCGCACCCACACCGGCGAGAGGCCCUACCAGUGCUCCCAGUGCGGCAAGUGCUUCGGCCGCUCUGGGACUCUGAAGAAGCACUGGCGCACACACACGGGGGAGACACCCUACGUCUGCGCGGCGUGCGGGAAGCAGUUCAACCAGCUGGGGGCGCUGAAGACUCACGAGCGGAUCCACACCGGGCAGCGGCCUUACUUCUGCUCCCGCUGUUCGCAACAUUUCACCUACUCCUACCAGCUUAAGAGACACCGCUGUGUGCACAGCGACAAGAGUUGAGGUGCCUUGGAGGAACUGCACUUAAAGGAGCAAUGCUGAGGGGUAGAUCUCCUCAGAGCGCGUUACUGACUCCCAUCAGCUUUGAAAUGCAGAGCUGCACAUGCUGACAUGCGCUGAUGCGCAUGGAGAGUUUGCACCCAUAACACUGCUUAGAGAGACUGGAAGACUGGGAGCAGUAGUGAGCAUAGCACUGGAUAGUGUGCAUAGCACUGCACUGGAGAGUGUGCUUAGCACUGGAUGGUGUGCAUGGCACUGCACUGGAUAGUGUGCAUAGCACUGCACUGGAGAGUGUGCAUAGCACUGGAGAGUGCAUGACAGGGAGGCAGUAGGAGCGCUAAUAUACUGGUAUGGACUUUACAAAAGAGUGUGAUGCAGAUACACUUCUAGAAUACCAUAGGUCGUGCUGAGAGAGGUGCUACCCUUCCCUCCACUGUGAACAACACUCUUUCCAAUGUCACAUGUUCAGUAUGGAGGUUUGCUACUGCUCUAAAAGCCUGAUUUUAUACUCCGUCGCAUGACCCUUGCGACAAGUGUCAUAUGACAAAAAAGACACUUCCUCAUCAUGCAGUUUGGCAUCUCAUUAUAUAGACAUGCAGGUAUAAGUAUAAAUGCAAAACUUGCGACUGUUUCAUUUUUGUCGCACGACACAAAAGGCUGUGCGACUAAGUAUAAAUCAGGCUUAACUGAGUUAUGUCACUGUGCGGCCCUGGUUAUCCCCUUUAAGGGGAAAUUGACUCCCAGCUGAUGAGAGGAGUGAGAGAGAUGGAUGUGCAACAACCUAUCAGUGCUGGGAACUGAGAAACACUGCCCCCUUUGCCCCCUGUAAGUCCCAAAGUCAUAUAGUGAAAAUGCUGCCAAAUAUUUGUCACCAAGCAUUCCCCUUCUAGCUCAUCCUCUGUGUAGGCCUUAGGGUUUGGUCUGUAUGGAUAUCUCUUUUCCUCUCCUGUCUUAGAAACCUGCAUAUACACUUCAUGCUAAUUCUGUCCCUGGGUGUGUAAUGCCGUAAAACUGCUUCCUUCUUUACAUUUGUACUAUUGAGCAAACACUGAAUAGAGCUCCUUGGCUAUGGAAUGUUACUAUUGCCAAUUUCUGAUUGCCAUCAUUUUAAUUUAAGAUCAGAAACUUAAGUCUGAAAAUGUCAGAGGUGGAUCUUUGAAAUACCUCAUUCAUAGCCAUUCAGCUUUCAAAGUUUUGUUUCUGCUGUACUUGCCUUCUUUGGAAAACUAUAAAUGACACUGUUAAUCUGUGUUUCAUAAUUAAACCUCAGAGGUAUUGUU
Conger conger (European conger) is the source of this 5373-nucleotide messenger RNA. RefSeq lists its product as uncharacterized. Lineage: Eukaryota; Metazoa; Chordata; Actinopteri; Anguilliformes; Congridae. The coding region runs from base 245 to 4096 and encodes 1283 amino acids. The transcript has 16 exons. Gene Ontology annotation, cellular component: membrane. The record is from RefSeq and is a predicted model, not a curated record. Gene Ontology annotation, biological process: sodium ion transmembrane transport.